AUGAGCAGCGGCGGAUUGCAAAGGAAGCCAAAGGCUACAGUGGAGAGGGCGCCAUUCUCUAAGACAAUCGAAAUGUGUAUCCCCGAGCAACUGGCAAUACCCGAGAGAGAGGUCCGUGAUUCAGUACUUGAUAUUCAAUCUCCUCUCCAAACACCUAUUUCAACAAUGAUGGAGGAGAGUCUUUCUCAGGUUUCCGAGACACCUCCCUCCAGUAUUGCCGCUACCGGGGAUGAAACAAAGAGUCGAAAAAGUUCACUUCGUUCUGAGGUAGCCUCAAAUGAUGCAGACCAUUCGCCCUUUUGGACGCAAGCCCAAGAGGAUUUCUUGCCUGAAUUGUUCUCAGAAAACGUGGUAGCAAAAAUUUGGGGGAUAGCCGCAGAGGCAUUAUGGCAGAACCACCCGCCAGAAUCAGCGCCGGAGUAUACACAACCUCCAAACGGGACAACCUACUCAAAUACCGAUAUCGAUUUCUGGACGUCCGGUUUCUUCCCCGGGAGUCUCUACCUCUUAUUGGAAAGAGCUGAGCUCUAUCCAAACCAUUUCCCCCAAGCCAAGCUCCAUAAAGCAAAACUUCUAUACGCCAGUCGUUGGUGGUCAGAAAACCUACACGCUCAGGCGAAACGAACCGAUACUCAUGAUCUUGGAUUCAUGAUACAGCCGUCGUUUCAAAAAGAUUAUGAGCUGACUGGGAACGAUAGAAGUUUUCAAACGCUUGUGACCGCCGCAGAAAGUUUGGCUAGUAGAUAUGAUGAAAGAGUCGGAGCUAUUAGAAGUUGGGAUGUGUGUAGAACCAAGAGGUAUAAGUUCGAAGAUCCGUCGAAAGACUAUCUAGUCAUUAUAGAUAACAUGUUGACGUCUAAAACUGGCAAUGCACGUCUAGCAAAUAUCGCAAUAACCCACGCCUCAACAACAUUAAAGCACCACAUUCGGGAGGACUGGUCUACAGUUCAUGUUGUCAAUUUUGACCAGCAUAGCGGGAAAGUAAAGGAUAAAUUCACAAAUCAGGGAUAUUGGGAUGAUAGCACUUGGAGUCGAGGACAGGCAUGGGGUGUUCUCGGGUUUGCUCAAGUCUAUGGAUGGACAAAACGAAAAGAAUUCUUAGAUGCUUCAAAAAGGUUGGCGCGGUAUUUCUUAUCCAGGCUUCCGGCAGAUGGUGUUCCCCAUUGGGAUUUUGACGCACCUCGUCCGACUUAUCGUGACACAUCAGCUGCAAUGAUAUUUGUUUCGGGUGUUCUUGAGAUCUACAAACACUGUUCUGGGCCACUCGAAGGAGCCGAAUGGCUAUAUGCCGCGAAGAAGAUUAUAAACUCAGUCCUCAAGAUGUCAUUAUCUCCUCGUGCCAGGUUCUUAAAGGACGGUAAAGUCGACAUGGGAGGUUUCGACGCCAUCUUGAAGAACGCUACUAUUAAUAAUUAUGAAUACGCCCCUAGGAGGUGGGCUGAUCAUGGACUUGUUUAUGCGGAUUAUUUCUUAUUGCAGGUGGGAAAUAAGUUGUUGUCAUUGGGACUUUUAGAGUAG
Messenger RNA from Morchella importuna, 1518 nucleotides. RefSeq lists its product as uncharacterized. The record is from RefSeq and is a predicted model, not a curated record. Bases 1 to 1518 code for a protein of 505 amino acids. Gene Ontology annotation, molecular function: chondroitin hydrolase activity. NCBI's taxonomy places the organism in Eukaryota, Fungi, Ascomycota, Pezizomycetes, Pezizales, Morchellaceae. Gene Ontology annotation, biological process: polysaccharide catabolic process. The transcript is spliced from 6 exons.